Messenger RNA from Pleuronectes platessa (European plaice), 7633 nucleotides. RefSeq names its product death-associated protein kinase 1 (gene dapk1). The record is from RefSeq and is a predicted model, not a curated record. Gene Ontology annotation, molecular function: protein binding; ATP binding; protein serine/threonine kinase activity. Gene Ontology annotation, cellular component: cytoplasm; nucleus. Bases 655 to 4998 code for a protein of 1447 amino acids. The transcript is spliced from 27 exons. Lineage: Eukaryota; Metazoa; Chordata; Actinopteri; Pleuronectiformes; Pleuronectidae. Gene Ontology annotation, biological process: protein phosphorylation; positive regulation of apoptotic process; intracellular signal transduction.
AGAGCCUCCGCCCGGUUGUUCACCUAACGUGUCGGAGUUCUUUCACCACCGGAGGAGACGCGCGGUGGCAGCUAACGUCCCCUCGGACUGCGUGUGGUCACAUAGGAAGCUAGUGGUUUACCCGGGUUAACAACAGCGGGCUGUCCCGGUUCCUCCCGGGUUGUUAGUGACAAAAAGGAGACGUUGACGUGACUUUUACCGGAGAGGGGGGGGCAGGCUGCUCCGGGAGCACCGGGAGGAGGAGGAGGAAGGAGGCGGAGGUGUUUGGUGUGAAGUGACGCCUGGAGGAAGAGAAGAGGAGAGCAGGCACCUGGAGGAAGAGCAGGCACCGGGAGGAAGAGCAGAGCAGGCACCGGGAGGAAGAGCAGAGCAGGCACCGGGAGGAAGAGCAGAGCAGAGCAGGCACCGGGAGGAAGAGGAGAGCAGGCACCGGGAGUCGUGACGUCGCUCCGGAGUCAUAUUCGAGGUCCUUUCCGCUUGGUCUCCACAUCCCCCGCAACCUCCACACAUACACACGCACGCCCCACCCCGGCCAUGAUGAGGGGCACUGUCGGCUGUUACCCUGCCCGGACCGGGGUCUCCUGGUAGGGAUGGUGCCGCUGUGAAGAGCCGGUGCGCCGUGUGGUUCUCCGCGGAGGGAAGCGCCUGGACACCAUGACUGUUUUCAACCAGGAAAAUGUUGAGGAAUUUUACGAAAUCGGAGACGAGCUGGGCAGUGGCCAGUUUGCCGUGGUCAGAAGAUGUCGGCACAGGAACACGGGCGUGGAGUUCGCCGGCAAAUUCAUCAAGAAGCGACGCAGCAAAUCCAGUCGACGGGGGGUGACGAGGGAGGACAUCGAGCGGGAGGUGAACAUCCUGAAGGAGAUCCAGCACCCGAACAUCAUCACGCUGCACGAGGUCUUCGAGAACAAGGCGGAGGUCAUCCUCAUCCUGGAGCUCGUGGCGGGCGGUGAGCUGUUUGACUUUCUCGCAGAGAAGGAGUCGCUGAGCGAGGAGGAAGCCACUCAGUUCCUCAAGCAGAUCCUGGAAGGAGUCCUCUACCUGCACUCCAAGCAAAUCGCCCACUUUGACCUUAAGCCGGAGAACAUCAUGCUGCUGAACCGCUCGGUGCCUCACCCGCGCAUCAAGGUCAUCGACUUCGGUCUGGCCCACAAGAUCGACCUUGGCAAUGAUUUUAAAAACAUCUUUGGAACUCCAGAAUUUGUAGCACCAGAGGUAGUCAACUAUGAACCCCUGGGCCUGGAGGCAGACAUGUGGAGCGUUGGCGUGAUAACCUACAUCCUUUUGAGCGGAGCGUCUCCUUUCCUGGGCGACAACAAGCAGGAGACGCUGGCCAACGUGUCGGCCGUGGACUACGCCUUCGAGGAGGAGUUCUUCAGCAACACCAGCGCCCUGGCCAAAGACUUCAUAGCAAAGCUCCUCGUCAAAGAUCCCAAAAGGAGAAUGAGCAUUCAGGACAGUUUCCUGCACCCCUGGAUCAAGCCAAAAGAUACUCUGCAAGCACUGAGCAGGAAGGAGUCGGCCGUCAACAUGGAAAAGUUCAAGAAGUUCGCGGCUCGAAGAAAAUGGAAACAAUCCGUCCGACUCAUCUCCUUGUGCAACCGUCUGUCCCGCUCCUUCCUGUCCAGGAGCAACAUGAGUGUGGCGCGCAGUGAGGACACGCUGGAUGAGGAAGACUCCUUCGUGAUGAAGGCCAUCAUCCACGCCAUAAACGACGACAAUGUGCCGGGUCUGCAGCAUCUGCUCGGCUCGCUGAACAGUUAUGACAUCAACCAGCCCAACAAGCACGGGACCCCUCCCCUCCUGAUCGCCGCUGGCUGUGGCAACAUUCAGAUCAUCGAGGUGCUGAUGAGAAAAGGUGCAGAGAUCCAGGCCCAUGACAAGAGCGGAGCCAACGCCAUCUACUACGCAGCGAGACACGGCCACGUCGAGACCCUGAGAUUCCUUCAUGAAAAGAAAUGCCCUCUGGACGUCCAAGAUAAGUCUGGAGAGACGGCUCUUCAUGUGGCGGCUCGGUACGGCAACGUGGACGUGGUGAACUACCUGUGCAGCAUCCGGGCCAACCCGGACCUGUCUGACAGGGAGCAGGAGACCCCGCUGCACUGCGCUGCCUGGCACGGGUACUCCACAGUCGCCCGGGCGCUCUGCCAGUCGGGCUGCCAUGUGGACGCAAAGAACCGGGAGGGCGAGAGUCCGCUGCUCACGGCGUCCGCUCGGGGCUUCGCGGACAUCGUGGAGUGCCUGGUGGAGCACGGGGCCGAUCUACAAGCCACUGACAAGGACGGCCACACCGCCCUCCACCUGGCCGUCCGGAGGUGUCAGGUGGAGGUGGUCCGCCGCCUCCUCCGGCACCACUGCCCCCUGGACCAGCAGGAUCGCCAUGGCAACACGCCGCUGCACAUCGCCUGCAAGGACGGAAACCUGCCCGUCGUCAUGGCGAUCUGCAGCGCCAAGGCGAACCUCGACCUCGCCAACAAGUACGGCCGGACGCCGCUCCACCUGGCGGCGAACAACGGGGGCCUGGAGGUCGUCCGUCACCUCUGCCUGUCCGGAGCCAACAUCGACGCCGUCACCAACGAUGGAAAGACAGCGGAGGACUUGGCUUCUACCGAUCAACAUGAACACAUCAUUUCUUUGUUGGGGAAGCUGAAAAAGGACAACCACAAGCUGAGCUACAUCCAGCAGCUGCGGCCCACGCAGACCGUGCAGCCCAGGAUCAAGCUGAAGCUGUUCGGACACUCCGGAGCCGGGAAGAGCUCCCUGCUGGAGUCUCUGAAGUGUGGCAUCCUGCGCAGCUUCUUCAGGAGGAGGAGGACGACACGCAUGACCAACACAACCCGGCACCCCAACUCCCCCGUCAACUCCAAACCUGCCGUGUCGCUGAGUAUUUCCAACUUGUACCCGGGCUGUGAGAACGUGAGCGUGCGGAGCCGCAGCAUGAUGUUUGAGCCCAGUCUCACCAAAGGCGUCCUGGAGGUCUUCUCCCCCGUCACCAGCGCCCUGUCCACCGCUGACGACCAGGCCACGAAGGCCAUCGACAUCCAGCACGCCAACAUCCACGGUGUGGGGGAUUUCAGCGUGUGGGAGUUCUCGGGGAACCCGGUGUAUUACUGCUCCUACGACUACUUUGCCGCCAACGACGUCACGGCGAUCCACUUGGUCCUGUUCAGCCUGGAGGAGCCGUACGAGACUCAGCUGAGCCACAUCACCUACUGGCUGAACCUGCUGAAGGCGCUCACGCUGCCCCAGGACAACAUCGCCUUCGGGGGUCGGAUCCCACAGCCGCUCACGGUCGUCCUGGUGGCCACGCACGCCGACCUCGCCGACGUCCCCAGAGCGUUUUCUGGAGACUUCACCUACGACAAGGAGCGAGCGCUGCUGAAGGAAGUCCGGAACAGAUUUGGGAACGACAUGCAGUUCAGUGACAAGUUGUUUGUGAUGGAUUCUGGAGCCUCAAACUCCAGAGACAUAAAGCUGCUGAGGAGUCACUUACAGGAGCUGCGCACCAACAUCAUAUCGACGUGCAGCCCCAUGACGCUGCUGUCGGAGCGCCUGCUGACCACGCUGCCGGCCUGGAGGAAGCUGAGUGGACCCAACCAGCUGACGUCGUGGCAGCAGUUUGUCAGCGACGUCCAGGAGCACAUCAACCCUCUGGUCAGCCAGGACCACCUGCGCACACUGGCCCUGCAGCUUCACAGCAUGGGAGAGAUCAACAUCAUGCAGAGUGAGACGGUGCAGGACGUGGUUCUGCUGGAGCCUCGCUGGCUCUGCAGCAAUGUCCUCGGCAAGCUGCUCUCCGUGGAGACGCCCAAGGCCAUCCACCACUACAGGGGGCGCUACAGGCUGGAGGAGGUGCAGGCUCUGGCCCCUGAAAGUGACGUGGACGAGCUGCUGCAGAUUCUGGACGCCAUGGAUGUCUGCGCCCGUGACGCCACCAACCCCUCCAUGGUGGACGUCCCAGCCCUCAUCAAGACAAACGGCCUCCACCGCUCCUGGACCGAAGAGGAGGAGGAGGAGUCUCUGCUCUACGGCGGCGUGCGCCUCGUCCCCGCCGAGCACCUCACGCCCUUCCCCUGUGGCCUGUUCCACAAACUGCAGGUCAACCUGUGUCGCUGGAGCCACCAGCAGAAGCCAGAGGAGGACGGCAUGGAGGACAUCGCCGGAGACAUUCAUCUGUGGACCAACGGGGCCAAGGUCAGUCAGGGGUCGGUGGAGGCCAUGAUUCUGCUGGUCAACCACGGGCAGGGGCUGGAGAUCCAGGUGCGUGGACACGACUCCGAGCGGGCCAAGUGCUACACCCUGCUGGACACCAUCUGCAGCAUCACGGAGAACCUGCUGGCCUCCACGCUGCCGGGCCUGCUCACCGCCAAAUACUACCUGAGUCCUCAGCAGCUGCGGGAGCACCACGCCCCCAUCAUGGUCUACCAACCCAAAGACUUCUUCCGGGCUCAGGUCCAGCGGGAAAACUCUCUCACCAACACGAUGGGCGGCUACCGGGAGAGCUUCAGCAGCAUCCUGGUGUUCGGCUGUGCUGAGGUUUACCAGCAGGGGAUUCUGGGAACUGACAUCCACAUAUCAGACGUCCCCCUGCUGGCUCGCAGGAAGCUCUGCCGCAUGCUGGACCCUCCGGACGCGCUGGGCAAAGACUGGUGCCUGCUCGCCAUGAACCUGGGCCUCACCGACCUGGUGGCCAAACACAGCAGCGGGACUCCCAACGGCACCCCCGAGCUGGAGCCCGACUCCCAGCAGGCCGAGCUGCAGCCCAGCCCGACGGCGGCGCUGCUGCAGGAGUGGAGCGGGCGGGCGGACAGCACGGUGGGCGUCCUGAUGUCCAAGCUGAGGGAGUUGGGCCGUCGGGACGCCGCCGACUUCCUGCUCAAAGCUUCUCCCGUCUUCAGGGUCAACAUGGAGGCAGUGGGUGGAGCCCUCAACGGCUACCCCCCCACCUGCAACGGAGGCAUGUCGUACAACUCCAUCAGCUCCGUCGUGUCCCGCUGAACUGAUCAGGGUUCGACUCUCUGUCCUCGCCAGACGAGACGGUUUGUCCCCUGAGACUUUUCCCCUGAACAGACUCCUGUGUGUAUGUGUGUGUGUGCGUUUGUGUGCGUUUGUGUGUGUGUGUGUGCGUGAAAAUAAACAAGUGCAAUCGUUACCCGAGUGGAGCAGCUCGCUCUUCAAUCACUCCCAUCACGUCGGGGCCAGAUGUUGUGUGUGUGCUCUCCACAUCUGUACAGCCCAACUCUCCUUCCACUAUGAAUGUUGUGAAAAGCUGAACGUCCUGAGCUCCAAAGAGGAAUCUGUGCUUUUAUUCUGUUCUUAUUCUCGUCGUGCUGCUUUUUAAAAUCCCUCCUCCUCCUCCUCCUCUUCCUCUUCCUCUCUCUCCUCACAGCGAAGGUUCAAAUCUCAUAACAUCCCCGUAACAGGAAAAGAUGGCGGCCUCAUGUUCGGACCUUUCUCUCAUGUUCAGGACUUUAUGAAAUCAGUGUAGACUCGGAGGCUGUGGUCCUUCCUCCCUCGAGCCUUCACCUCACUCCUGUUUAAUACGUGAACAUCAUUCUGCCUCUGUGGCCUUCUACCUCCCUAAAGAGCACAAAGUCCUCCCAGCAGUGGUUCUGUCCAAACAUUGGAACAGCUGUGCCUUGUUGACACUGAUCGAAACUCUAAAGGAGAAAAGCUUGUCUCAUUUUACGAAGUUCUGAAAUUUGAAUUUCCCAAACGCGACUGAAAUCUGAUCCUCGUUUCUGCUGAGUUCUGUUCGAUGACUUUAAAGUUGUCGAGUCGUCGGGAGAAGUUUGAUCUCAGAUUGAAUUCAGUUGUUGAUGUGACGCUGUGAGUCAAAGGGAAACUGGUGUGUUGUUGGGUUUUUACAGCCCUGCGUAUUUCUCUAAGUAUUAUCCAUCCAUCCAUCCAACAGCUAUGUUCUGGAUUCAUUUGAAAACGUUUAAUCUCACAUGUUUGGUUGAAGGAUUCCUGGAAAGAAAAUUACAGGAACAGAAAGUGUCUAAAACUGUUUUAGUCUGAGCAGUUUAUUACUGAAUUUCCUUGAAGGUAAUUUGCUCCCGUGAAACAAACUUCUGUGAAACCAAAGCUCUGCACCGAGGAAUAGAAGAAAGUUGUGUUACAGUCACAACUUUCUUAUCUCUCAGACUCGACUGGAGUUUUCAGUCGAGAGGUUUUAAUUUCCAGAGAUUCAAUUUGAGCUCAAACACUUUAAAACUCUGUGUAGUGAUUGAACACGUCCACAUUAUCCAGGAAUCUUUAUCAUAACUACUCAGCUGCGACUCUUAAGAAACUAUGGGACUUGUAAAAGUGUUUCUCUGCUGUUCAGCCUCACACAAAGGGAACUGGAGCCAUGAAGACUGGAUCUGUUCAGCUUCAGGCUCCAACUCAAAACUGAAGUAAACAACCCGAAGAGGGGACGUUUUGUAAUUUGGUCGAUUUCUAAACUUUUGUACCGAGCAAAAAGCAACAAGUUUUCUACACGUGUGACCGGUGCACGGACACCAUCAGUCCCAGAGUCCGAGUCACAGACGCAGCUUCUGUCCGAGCGUCAGUGACUCGGUCGGUUUCACGUUUUCUUUCACUUCUCGUGACACAAAGCUGCAGCUCAGCGAAAUCAUGGAAUAUAAACAAAGCUGAAUUUAAAAAAAUGCCAAAGGCUGCAGAUGAUAGAAAAAAUAUGUUCUCCCUGUGGAAGCUGGUGUUUUAUAAUGUUUGUGUGAACGAACCCGGACCAGAAGAAAUGCUCUAAAAAGACAGUUUCAUUCUCAUAACGUUGGUGUAAAGAACCUUUUUCUAGACGCUGUGUCCCAGUCUGGUAGAAAACCAGUGGCUCUGUGCAGUAUUUCCUGUUUCUGUGUCUUUUCUUCCUCCAGCGUCUCCAUCUGCUCAGAGAUGAGACUCUACAGACGAUUUCCAAUCCUCUCUCACUCUGUCCGUCUCAGCUUGAACUUGCCAAUCGACGCAGCUAAACCUCGAGCUGUGGUGUAAAUACUCGAGUGUCCUUCUCUUCAUCCUCUCGUUUGUUAUUUCACCUCCUUCAGCUUCUCCCCAAUACGUCGAUUACAACGAGGCUAAAUGAAUGUAAGACACAUUUCUCCUAGAAACGAUAGAACUCCUGCUUGUGUAUAAAAAAAAAAACAUGACGAAGUGAAAUGUCCCAAACUGCUCGUGAACAUUGUUUUAUUUUGUUUCUAGUUUUACUGAAGUUGCCAACGUGGUGUGCCUGAACAACACACUUCUUCAUUCCUCUGUUGCUGCCUUGUAAACGCCGAGAGGUGAUGUUUGAGAAAGGGAAGUGAACGUGAAGUUUCUCCUCCCAGGACAAAAAGAGAGAGACUCUCUGUGGUGAGAGCUGAGAAUCACCUCGAUGUUGUCACGUUUGUUUUUUUGUCCACAUGGUUCCGGCUGCGAGUGCAACUGGAACAAAGAGGUUCUCUGAAAACACGCGGUUCUGCGAGUUCCUGUCGAACGAGGAAACUGGACUGAAUGACGCUCGGUCCAAUCGCCACAUUGCACAAGUCGUACUGUCGCUAUUUAUGUUACGUUCUUUAAGCAUGUCUUGGAAUGCCAUGUUCUUAGUACUUCUGACACUUUAUAGUGUAAUACAUUUUAUAAUAAAUUCUUUACCUAA